Molecule: messenger RNA, 4744 nt
Organism: Physella acuta
Lineage: Eukaryota; Metazoa; Mollusca; Gastropoda; Physidae
Product: one cut domain family member 2
Biological process (GO): regulation of transcription by RNA polymerase II
Cellular component (GO): nucleus
Molecular function (GO): RNA polymerase II cis-regulatory region sequence-specific DNA binding; DNA-binding transcription factor activity, RNA polymerase II-specific
Source: RefSeq, a predicted model, not a curated record
CGCAGGUCGUUGGGUGACAGCUGUCCAAACAUGGAGGCUUGCCGAGGGUAUAGACUGCCUGUUCCCAAGCGAAUGACGAUGGAAAACAUGGGCGAGCUCCCGGCUGAUCAACAAAUCAACGGUGAUUCGUCUAACGGAACGGCCACUCAGAGCCAACCCUCACCCCAAGAACCGGAUUACGCGAACCCCCAAGACGAACUCGAAACGAGCAUCACUCGCUCAGAGGCCAUUCCGGUCAGUGUGAGCAGCAUGAUCGACUCGAGCGAGUUCCGUUCCCAGAUGGGAGAUGUGACUUAUCACACACUCAACGGUAGGAUGAGCCCUAGUUACAGCCCUAACAACUACGCCACCCUGACUCCACUGCAACCACUUCCUCCGAUUUCAACCGUUUCGGAUAAAUUCAGCCACGUAACUGGACCUAAUGUCAGUGGCAGUUUCACGCUUAUGUCCCAAAACAAUGGACUCGGGGCAGGAAUAAUGGACAUGUCAGCCUAUGGACACAGGUACCAUGAUAAACUAGGAAUGGGGGUGAGUAUGAACAUGGGGCCCACCUUGGGCGCCACCGCAAUGACCAUGAUGUCUGGUAAUAACUUAUCCUAUCAGCAGAGUCUUGGCUCCUACGGGUACGCUCAAAAUGGACUUGCAUCGCCAAAGUCAGAACCGAAAAUGGCGUCACCGAACAGUUAUGUUGACUCUUACGCAGCAUCCCCGAUGCGAAUAGAUCAUAACACAGUGCGAUUACACUCUCCAAAUUCUAUGAUGGUCUCAAUGAAUGGAAUUCACAAUGCCCCCACACCAUCACCCCACAGCGAAAGUCCACAGAGAGAACGACCAGGUACUUCCUUGGACCUUCAGAAACCACAGCAACAGGAGAUUGAGGAGAUAAACACAAAAGAACUUGCCCAGAGGAUCAGCAGUGAGCUAAAGCGUUACAGUAUCCCGCAGGCAGUCUUCGCACAGAGGGUGUUGUGCAGGAGCCAAGGUACACUCAGUGACCUUUUACGAAAUCCUAAACCGUGGAGCAAACUUAAGUCCGGUCGAGAGACUUUUCGGAGAAUGUGGAAGUGGUUGCAAGAGCCGGAGUUUCAAAGGAUGUCAGCGCUACGCCUAGCAGGGGCGAUAACUGGAGUAGCAAGGGCCAACAAUGUCUACACAUCGACUAUUUCCGAUUUUCUGACAGUUGGAGGUAACAACAGCGAUUAUCAGCCAGUGGGUUCAGCUUUCAAACCCUCCCAGUCACCCACAAAACCUGGAUUUGGUGGCCAACAGAGCUAUAUACCAGAAGCUUGCAAGCGAAAGGAAUUAGAUGUGGAUAAAUCACCUGAAGAAAAUAGGCCGCCGAAGAAACCAAGGCUGGUAUUCACAGAUAUUCAGAGGCGUACGCUCCAUGCCAUCUUUAAGGAGACGAAACGCCCCAGCAAAGAAAUGCAACAGACUAUAGCCCAGCAGCUCGGGCUGGAGGUCACAACAGUAGCUAAUUUCUUCAUGAAUGCACGCAGGCGAUCUUUGGAUAAAUGGCAGGAUGACAACGCUCGUGAGGCUUGAUGCGUUACAACACUAUGAAGAAAAUGAACUUAAAUUAUAGACCCUUCAGAGAAGGAUAAAAAAGUCUGAAACAGAUUGACAAACAUUUGUGUAACUUGCACUCAUCUUAAAGGAAAUGUUAUGCAUAAAAACACAUGCUAUACCUAAUGGAGUCUAAAAAUACUUUUGCAUUUCUGUCCUUGAUAAGGAGCAAGUUGCAAAGACUUUCCAAGGAUAAUUCAAUUUCUGACAUCUCAAGGAAGGACUAUAGUGUAGACUUUGUACCUUAGUCUGCAUAAUAUAUGUGACUUAUUUCAUCCUCUUCAUCAUCACUGUAAAGCUAAUUAAUCUGUGUUGUCUUCAUGUCUUCUCUUUGCAAUAUUUCUAUCCAACAUUUUCUUUUUUGGGGGGUUUUUAUGACCAUUUCAUAUCAGACGCAAAUUUGUUGAAUGCCAACAUAUCCUAAUGCCUGUUCCUGUUAAUUCUAUGAGGGUUUUCUACUAGGGUUUUGUAUUUAAUUUUAUUGUAAUCCUGACUGGGACGGGUAUGAAAGCCAAGCAAGGUUUUUCACAGUGAGCCUCGAUCUACUAAAGAGGCUCAUUCAACAAAGGAUCAUUGAAACAGAUAUGCCUUAGUCCAACAUGUAACAUGUAAGUGAGAACAUUUUGCUGUUGAUAUUUUGGUGUGUUUGUGUGUACGUGGGGUGUGUUUGUGUUUUCUAUUUAUACUACAUUUUUAAAUUAGUUAAAUCAACACCCAUUCUUCAGAUAAAAAGUUAAUUACAUGAAUACAAAAAAUUCAUACAAGCAGUAAUGAAACAGCGUAGUCGCUUCUUUUUGGUCACUUGGAAUGAACAGCUCCCUUCAGUAAGUUGCUUGUAAAUUAGCUCUCAAGUCAUUAAUUUAAAUAAAAUAACACAAAUCCUUGGUAAGCUUUGUCUCCAUUUAUUUUUUGCUCACCACACGUAAUUUAUUCAGUGAUAGAUCUGCCCAUUUAUACAAGUAUUUAUUUAUUUUGGUUGGUACAGUAUUGUUUGCACAAUGGAUCUGAAAUUUUAACAUUUCAACAUCAGGUAUGUUGAGAACAAAAUUUUGUUUAACAUUUUUGGUUUUAUUUUAUUGAAGAGUUGUAGUAUUGCUCUCAUCAGUUCACAUUCCAUGGUAUUCUGAACAAACAAACUAUAAUUUCCAUUCAGCUUCUAACCACAUUUUGUGUGAUAUUCACAGUUUUACAUUGUAGAUCUGCAAUAUAUUUUUGUUAGUCUUAUUAUUUAUCAGCUUAAAUUAUUCCGAACCUUAUCAUUCCAAAUAUUAAACUGCAGCUUGAAUGAAGAAUUGAGAGGGGGGAAAAUCCAAUGUUGUGAAAUCCAACUUUAUCAAUUAUACAUAUUGUAUUUUGCAAAUUUUUAUUUGCGGCAGUAUUUUUUGGUAUUUAACUAUUUAACAGGGAUCUGAUUUUGGUGCCAUCCAUUACAUUUGUGUCAAACUUUCUUUGUGACAUAUCAAGUAUUCUGUGUUUUAGUAUUUAUUAUUUAAUUUUUUUAUUUAUUUCCACCAUUUCCAUCCAGCUAAAAAGCCUUGUGAAGUAAAUUUAACUUGGUCAAAUUAGUUCUAAUCGCACUUUGAUGACUUGGAAUUUUAUAACAAAUUUUUUUCCAAUACUCCUUGACUACCAGUGAAAUCACUGGGUUGAAGAUCAAGUAAAAUUUAGGACACAAGUGCUUUCAAACCUCAAAGCUCAGCGGCAGCUGAUCUAGCUCAAAAAUUUAAUGUGCAAUAUAUUUUCUACACUACUUGGUUCAUGUUCCAUGUCUAGUUUUUUUUUUAAUUUUUUUUUUUUGGUUUCCUUUUGUUUACUAUCUGGUUGUGUAUAUUUUGUGCUUUUUUUUAAUUAUCUGAAAAUUUAAAUUUCAUAACUUCUUUUUAAAUCUAGAUGUGAGUGAAAAUAAAAAUGCAAUUUAAAGUGUCAAUUUUUUUUUAGAGAGUGGGCUAUUACAUGUAGUUCACUCUAAUACUUUCUCAAAAAAGAACUCUUAUGAGAAAAUUUUUAGAAAUAUACUGGUUUUCUUUUAGAAUUAUUCUUGGUGUAGUUACUAAGCAGAUCUAUCAAUAAUAGUUCCCAUGGACUUAUUUACUUAUUUUUGGCAGUUUUGAAAAAAAAAUUUGGCUUACAUUUUUAUACUUAAGUGAAAUUUUAUGUUCCCAAUGUUAAGCUUCAAGAACUGCUCAAAUAAAAUUGCAUCCUAAACUCUGGUAGUCUGCAUAGAGUUUUAAAAUUCAAGCAGUCAUUACAAAAUAGAAAAAAAAACUAGAAAGUAAAUUGAUUUAUAAUUUAAGCCAACUGAAGCAAUCAAUUUAAUAAAAUAAGAACAGUUAGAAGUUUUUUAUUGUUGAAUGUAUGCAAUAUAAAAUGAUUGUAGAGUAACAUGCUCAAUGCUUAAUGUUGCACCAUCUGUCCAUACAUCACAGUCUAGUCUAAUGACCAGUCCAUCCAGAAACUUCACUCAAUUUACCUAGAGCCAUUGUGAUCUUUUUACUGUAUUUUUAUUUAAUUUUUAUUUCACUUUUGUAUUUAUUAUUUCAAAACUGAAUCAGUAAUUUAAAAAAAGGAGUUGUUUUGAAUUUUCUUGAGUAUUUUCAAUUUCUUUCAAUUUGUGGGAAAUUGAUUUAAUUUUGUAUCAGCUAAUUUAAAAUGUUCAGACUUCAAAGAAGUUAUUAUUCAUCAGCUCUUUUUUUUUAUGUUUUGUUCCUUUUAUUUUUCUGAUAGCAUUCCGACUUUUUAAAUGUAACUGGUAGGCUGAUGUAAUCAUUUGUUUGAAUAUACGUAGAAUGUGAGUGAGAGUUGUCUUAAACUUAUUGUACAUAUCUCACUGGUCCCCUAACCCUUGUAUCUGAUCUGAAAUCUAUCUAUAUUUGUUAUAGCUGCAAUUGUUGCUCACGAUUUACUUUGAUGAUUUUUGCUUUCUGUUAUUGUUCAGGCAAUGGCCUGAAUGGAUGUUACUUGCAUUAAGUGCAGCUUACUGCCCUUAAAGAUGUCAUUUCACUGUAUGUAUAUCUGUCAAAUUCAACAGGGUUUUAAUGUCCUAGGCUCCCAUACUGACUUGGUACUCUAAUUAAGUGUACUAUUCUGACAAUUUUCAGUGUCUUAGGGUGUGUAUUUAACUCAUUCUCUACAAAUAUCCAUUAGUACUAGGGUUUUUGUUUAUACAUCUUUUUUUUUU